AUGAGGAUAUCAAUUAUUUUAUUAUCCUUAUUAUUUUUAUCAUUACACUCAUUGAUUAAAGCUGACAUCACUAAAUUGAGUGUUUGUGGUUCAGCAAGAGCAGUACCAACAGCAACACAAAAUCCAAAACCAACAUGUGUAAAUGUUAAUUCACAAGGUAUACCAACAGCAGGUUUAAAUUCAGCUGCAUUUGAUAAUGGUGUAAGAUGUGGUCAAUGUUAUGAAUUGACAGGACCAUUGGGUAAAACUGUUGUAAUGGUCGCUGAUGUAUGUGAUGCUGGAUCUGCAUGCACACAAUCUGAUUUAUUUAAUUUCAUCAUUCCAAAUGAAGAAUUUGAUAAAAUUGGUAACCGUUCUGACUAUGGUAAUAUAUUUUCAUUGUGUUAUCAAAUUGUAUCCUGUGGUUAUAGUGGUAAUGUUCAAGGUGUUUUCACUGGUCCAAGUAGUUCACCAAAUACUUUUACAUAUUUCCUCAGUGUUGUAUUUUCAAAUAAUAAUGUUGCAAUUAAAAAAGUUUUAAUUAAAGGUCUUUCUUGGCCAUUAUAUGAAUCUUUGACAGGUCAAAAUGGUAAUUGGAAAUGGAAUAAAAAUUCUUAUGAAUUACAAUUCCCAGCAACUUUAUAUAUUACUAGUAAUACUGGUGAGACUAUAACUUAUAAAAUGAAUUCAAGACCAAUUACUAAUCAACCAAUUGACCUUGAUUUUCAAUUUAAUCCAAAAGCAAUUUCAAGUUUAGAGAAUAAUGAAUGUAGCAUGGCAUUAUUACCACAGUAUAUUUAUCAAGAUGGUUUAUCUUAUGGUUGGGUCGAUAGUCAAUCUUUCAAUUAUGCAAAAUUCACUGAUAAAUCAAGUGAUACUAAAAGUGGUAGUGGAACAUGUAUCAAUGCCCAAUUGGAUGGCCAUGGUGGUGUUAAAUUCACUAGAGAAGGUGAUUUCCAAACUUCAUAUUUAGAUAAACUUAGCUUUGAUAUUAAAACCUCUGCUGAUAGUAGUUCAUUUGCAGUUUAUUUUGGUGAUGUUGCAACUAAAAACAUUGACCCAUUAGUAGCCUCAACUUGGACCACUGUUGAAUUGAGUGUUAAAUCUUUAACAAAUAAUACAGUUGAAGGUUCUAUAACAUUUUUCAAUAAUCAAGCUGAUCCAAUUAAUAUAUGGUUAGAUAAUAUUAAAUGGACAUACACAGAUGAUGCUCCUCUUGAUCAACCAACAAUGGAUUUAAUUGAAGUAAAUAAUAAACCAUCAACAACAUCAGGUACUGGAACCACUUCAAGUAAACCUUCAUCUAGUAGUGGUGGUGUUAGUGGUGGUGGUAUUGGUAGUGAAAGUUCAAUCUAUGGAUUAAGUUCUGAAAACCAAGAAAAUCAAAGUGGACAUCAUGCUUCUUCAAAUACAAAUAUUUUAUUACCAACUACUUUUGUUUUCUUUAUUUCAAUUACAAUUUUAUCAUUACUUUUUUAA
Molecule: messenger RNA, 1458 nt
Organism: Dictyostelium discoideum AX4
Lineage: Eukaryota; Evosea; Eumycetozoa; Dictyosteliales; Dictyosteliaceae
Gene: expl8
Product: expansin-like protein
Exons: 3
Coding region: 1-1458 (485 amino acids)
Cellular component (GO): membrane
Source: RefSeq, a predicted model, not a curated record